Messenger RNA from Fulvia fulva, 2379 nucleotides. Its product is annotated as AP-3 complex subunit beta-1. Gene Ontology annotation, cellular component: membrane coat; AP-3 adaptor complex. The transcript has 3 exons. Gene Ontology annotation, biological process: intracellular protein transport; vesicle-mediated transport. NCBI's taxonomy places the organism in Eukaryota, Fungi, Ascomycota, Dothideomycetes, Mycosphaerellales, Mycosphaerellaceae. The record is from RefSeq and is a predicted model, not a curated record. Bases 1 to 2379 code for a protein of 792 amino acids.
AUGGAGUCCAUAUCGAGGAUCAGCGGGCUGCUGGAGACAGCACGCGAUCUAACCCUCGAAGCUGCUCGCGAUGCAGGACCACGCAAGUCGAAUCGUGCGCUGCCGGCUGCACAGAUCAAGAAGAUGCUGGACAGCCGGCAGGAAAGAGACGUGCUAGAUGGGCUGAGGAGGGUGGUCGCAAUGCAGUAUGCCAACCCUCCACAACCCACCUUGACUUUCUUCCCGGCCGUGCUGAAGACGCUGUCAAAUCCAUAUCCUUCCACACGGCCGUUGGUGUACAAUUAUCUCAUCCAUCAUGCCGAAGCCGACCCAGACACUGCACUGCUUGCCAUCAACACGAUCCAGAAGUCCCUCUCCGACACGAACCCGCGAAUAAGGGCAAUGGCAUUGAAGACAAUGUCGGGCAUCAGAAUACCCAUGAUAUCACAGAUCAUCAGCUUGGCCAUCAAGAAAGGCGUGAGCGAUCUGUCACCUCUGGUGCGUAAAGCCGCCGCAUUGGCCUGUGUGAAGUGCAUACAGCUGGACUCGAACACACAGCCGCAAGUGGAAGAGUACUUGGGAGCACUACUGGCAGAUAAGCAAUACUACGUGGCUGGAGCAGCUGUACAGGCAUUUAUGGAGGUAUGCCCAGACAGACUGGACUUGAUACAUCCAGUAUACCGCAGGUUGGUCAAGAUGAUCGUAGACAUGGACGAAUGGGGACAGCUGGCGACUCUCAAACUCCUGACAACCUACUCACGAAAGUGCUUUCCGCGUCGCACUCAAAAGGUGAAGCGCGCUGCGAACCAGGAACAACGAGCCAAGGACUUUUACGAGGAUCUGGACGAGAAAGAAGAGAACGAAGACGACUUUGAGGAAGUUGAUGCCGCAGAUCCAGAUCUUGAGCUACUGCUGAAGACGAUCCAACUAUUGCUGUCAAGUCGCAACUCUGCAGUCAUCAUCUCGGUGGCUCGGGUCUAUCUUUAUCUCUCACCCACCAACUACUUGCACCAAGCGAUUGGCCCGCUCAUAGCUCUCUUACGCUCGCCCAGCGACAUCCAACAGGUGGCAUUGUACAACAUCGUGCAAGUCUGCCUGACUAGUCCGCAGCACUUCACGCCGUACUUCCGCCACUUCUUGAUCAGAUCGACUGAGGGACCACACAUCUGGACGUUGAAGCUCGAGAUCCUGACGCUCAUCUUCCCAUACACUGGCAAGGAGAUCCAAGAGCUCAUCUUGGCAGAGCUUGACCAUUUCUCCAAGGGUCAUGAUUCGCAGCUCGUUCGGGAGAGCGUACGUGCCAUUGGACGAUGUGCUCAAUCGUCAAGCGAUGCAACAUCAAGAAGGUGUCUAAGUCUGUUGCUCAAGCAGAUACGCAGCACAGAUCAGAAUCUCGUCGGCGAAGCCAUGGAAGUUAUUCGACAUCUAAUCCAACGAUCACCCGACGACCACAGGAAGACCGUGAUCAGACUGGCCAAGAACCUGGACUCACUCACAUCACCUACUGCACGAGCAAGCAUCGUGUGGCUCGUCGGCGAAUUCGCCGGCCAGGAUCCAGAGAACAGCAUCGCCACCGAUGUGCUCCGCAUUCUAGUAAAAGGCUAUCCCGACGAAAGCGACGAAGUCCGAGCCCAAAUCAUCCUCCUCGGCGCCAAAGUCUACCUCCACCACCUCAACGCAAAGAACGCCAAGCAAAAAGCCAUUGACAGCCUCAAUUCCACCUCAUCACCGACAGAACGCCCCUCCAGCACCGUCUUAACGCCCACAGAAGAAGAAGGCGGCUUCAACGAGAACACUUUCGGCAACAAUGAAACGCCCCAGGACAUCGAAGAGAAACACAUCAUCGAACUCCUCUACUCCCACACCAUGCUGCUAGCCCGCUACACCCCCUCCUACGAUCUCCGCGACCGCGCUCGCCUCUUCCGCUCCCUCCUCUCCGUCCAAUCAUCCACAGACCUUGCCUCCCUCCUCCUCCUCGCCCCAAAACCUGUUCCGCAAGUGCCUUCCCCCAGCGAAGCGCGUAAAACGUUCACCCUUGGCUCAGCAUCUCUCGUGAUUGGUGAGGGACGGUUGCGAGGCUAUGAGGAUGUGCCGGAGUGGGUUGAGGAUGGGAGUGAACCGGAUCCGAAGCUGAGGGAUGAUGGAGGCAUGGAGAGGGAGUAUGUGCCCGAGAAGGAGAGGGGGAGGGUUGUUGCGGCGGGGGCGAUGUUGGAUCGGGCGUUGGAGGAGGAAGGGGCUAGGAGUGGGGCAGGGGGGGAGAAAAGUUUGGAUGCGUGGUUGGAUGAGGAGGAGGAGGAUGAGAGUCGUGGGGAGGACGAGGAGACGGAGAGUGAGGAGGAAGAUACGAGUAGUGGGGAAGAGGAGACGGCUAGCGAGGAGGAAGACAGUGAGGAUGAAUAG